Cyphomyrmex costatus is the source of this 761-nucleotide messenger RNA. It is a transcript of the gene mRpL12, whose product is annotated as mitochondrial ribosomal protein L12. The transcript is spliced from 4 exons. Gene Ontology annotation, molecular function: mRNA binding; structural constituent of ribosome. The record is from RefSeq and is a predicted model, not a curated record. Gene Ontology annotation, biological process: translation. The coding region runs from base 129 to 683 and encodes 184 amino acids. Gene Ontology annotation, cellular component: mitochondrial large ribosomal subunit; ribosome. Lineage: Eukaryota; Metazoa; Arthropoda; Insecta; Hymenoptera; Formicidae.
AUCGAUAGCAAGUCCCUAGGCGAAUCGUUUUGAGUUGUUGCGCCGGACAGCAGCGAUCGAAUUGAUUUUACUUUACAUUUUUACAAAAACACAUUUUACAAAAACUUAUUGAUUUGCAACUGUUCAUCAUGAUUAACACAAUCCGUUUGAUAUCUCGACAAAACCUUUCUCAAUUUCGUCGAUUUCACAAAUGUGUUGUCCGACAAACGGAAUCGAGCGCAACAGCAGCGACAGAAACAAUAGCAGUAGCACCACCACCACCUUCUUCGUCGAGUGUUGAGGAGCCGGUACAUCCAAAAAUUGACAAAAUAGCCAAUGACAUCACUGCUCUCAAUCUAAUAGAAGUAGCACAGCUUAGCGAUUUAUUAAAGAAACGAUUGAAUCUACCAGAUGCACCUAUUAUGCCUGUUGGAGGAUUCGUUGCAUCUCAGGCUUUGGAAGAGGAAGAAGUACAAAAGAAAGUACAAACGGAGUUCACCGUUAAGUUAAUGGCGUUUGAUGAGAAACAGAAGGUAGCGCUAAUCAAAGAAAUAAAGAGCUUGUUGCCAGACACAAAUCUUGUUCAGGCCAAAAAAUUCGUCGAUAGCGCACCCGCAAUAGUGAAAGCAGAUAUAGCAAAAGACGAAGCCGAGACAUUGCGAGAUGCUCUUACCAAGGUUGGUGCUACAGUUCAAAUUAUAUAAAUCGUACGUGUGAAUACUCGGGUUACGUAAAUAUAAUGUUACAAUAAAAAUGUUGUAUAAUAAAAACAUUCACUUACA